AGGUUAAUAAAAAAGUCGCAUCAGCCAUUGUAAUCAAUAUGCUAUUGGAUACAAAUAAAUCUUGAAUACUUGUUAAAUAUCCAAUAAAUAGAUAUUACAUUAUCGUUUAAAUAGAUAAGAGUUAUUUCCGGUUCAAUAAAAAAAAUUCUUGUGUUUGUAAUAUAUAACAAAUAAAUUGUAAUACGUUAAUUUAACUCACAAUUAUCGAUAUGGCAUCUCAGGUAUACGAAUUCAAUGUAGAAAUGAUGUGUGAAGGAUGUGCCAAUGCUGUAACAAAUGUACUUAAUAAGAAAGAAGGUGUUAAUGAUGUACAAAUAGAUCUACAAGAAAACAGAGUAUUUGUCACAUCUAUACUUCCUUCUGAUGAAAUAUUACAGAUUAUUAAAAAAAGUGGAAAGGCAUGCAAAUUUUUAGGAAUAAAAAAAUAAA
Messenger RNA from Apis mellifera (honey bee), 429 nucleotides. It is a transcript of the gene Atox1, whose product is annotated as copper transport protein ATOX1. Gene Ontology annotation, cellular component: cytosol. Bases 210 to 428 code for a protein of 72 amino acids. Gene Ontology annotation, biological process: copper ion transport. NCBI's taxonomy places the organism in Eukaryota, Metazoa, Arthropoda, Insecta, Hymenoptera, Apidae. Gene Ontology annotation, molecular function: metal ion binding; copper chaperone activity. The transcript has 3 exons. The record is from RefSeq and is a predicted model, not a curated record.